Molecule: messenger RNA, 5120 nt
Organism: Gambusia affinis (western mosquitofish)
Lineage: Eukaryota; Metazoa; Chordata; Actinopteri; Cyprinodontiformes; Poeciliidae
Gene: tmem117
Product: transmembrane protein 117
Exons: 8
Coding region: 449-2323 (624 amino acids)
Biological process (GO): intrinsic apoptotic signaling pathway in response to endoplasmic reticulum stress
Source: RefSeq, a predicted model, not a curated record
GUGUUCGUACUGGCUCCAGCUCGACUCUAGUGGAUAACAUUGCGUGGAAAAUAAUGUUAAGUCCGCUGUAUGGAGCCGACCUCCUCCAUCCACGCUCCGGCGGCGCCACCGCCAACUUCCCACCGAGUGUCCGCUAAAGAGCUCCAUCGGACGGGGGAUGUUCUGUGGAAUCUCCGCCCGGCGUAUUCACGGGCCGGGGGAGGGGGCACUAUGGCUUGAGGAUUUGGGGGAGACUCCACCGUACGCUGCUGACAACAGGUCACAUGGAUAAUCCCUCUCCAAACCAAACCCACCGUAUCAUCCCGUGUUUUGGGUGAUUAGAGCGCCGCUGUCGGCUUGAUGUGGUAGCUGAGCCGAGCGGGAGGUGGACAGCUCGUCCUGGCUGUCGACUGAGAGGACAACGGCGUGGAGGUGCAGGUGUUUGUGCGGCUGAGGGGGCUUCAUCAGGAUGGAAAUAGAUGCCUGUUUUCGCUACUACUUCCAGCACCCGUGGUCGCGUCUCAUCGUGGCCUACCUCGUCACCUUCUUCAACUUCCUCAUCUUCGCCGAGGACCCCAUCUCCCACAGCCAGACGCAAGCUCACAUUACUGUGAUGGGCAACUGCUUCUCCUUCCUGUUCAACAAGUACCCGGGCCUCGGGUGGAACAUCCUGAAAGUAAUGUGCUGGAUCCUGGCCAUUAUCACCGGCCUGUUAGCCGGGAAGUUUAUCUUCCACCGCCAGCUCUUUGGUCGAUACCUGCGCCUGAAAAUGUUCCGCGAGGAUCAUGGCUCCUGGAUGACCAUGUUCUUCAGCACCAUCCUCUUCCUCUUCAUCUUCUCGCACAUCUACAACCUCUUCCUGCUGAUGUCUGGAGGCAUGGGGCCUCACAUGGUCACAGACUAUAUGGGCAUCAGGAAUGAGAGCUUUAUGAAGAUUGCGGCGGUGGGGACGUGGAUGGGAGAUUUUGUGACAGCCUGGAUGGUGACAGAUAUGAUGCUUCAGGAUCAACACUACCCAGACUGGGGCAAAGCUGCAAGAAGGUUCUGGAAACGAGGCAACAAUCGAAUCGUCCUCUUCUGGACUGUGCUCAUCUCUUUGACCUCGGUGGUGGUCCUGGUCAUCAGCACCGACUGGAUCAGCUGGGACAACCUCAACCGCGGCUUCCUGCCCAGCGACGAGGUCUCCAGAGCCUUCCUAGCCUCCUUCAUCUUGGUCUUUGACCUUCUCAUUGUUAUGCAGGACUGGGAGUUUCCUCACUUCAUGGGUGACCUAGAUAUGAAUUUACCUGGAAUGUCAACAACACAUGUGAAGGUCAAGCUUCCUGUCUGCAAGCGCAUCUUUAAGGAGGAGUACCACAUUCACAUCACAGGCAAGUGGUUCAACUAUGGUAUCAUCUUCCUUGUGCUUAUAUUCGACUUAAACAUGUGGAAGAACCAGAUUUUCUACAAGCCCUACGAGUACGGACAGUAUGUUGGGCCAGGAGAAAAGAUCUACACGGUGGAGGAGCCAGAAACGCUCAGAGACUUCAACCACAGCACGCUCACCUACGAGUGGCGCUCCACCAACAUCAACCCGAGCACCAACAAGACGUACGUGGAGCGGGACAUGUUCCUCCACAGCCGUUACAUCGGGGCCAGCUUGGACAUCAAGUGCCUGGCCUUCAUCCCGAGCCUGGCGGCGUUUGUCCUCUUCGGCUUCUUCGUCUGGCUGUUUGGACGCUUUCAGGACAGCGAGACGUUCACAGAAAACCAAGACAAGGCGUACGAGAGGAUAAAGAGGAAAUCGCCUUCGGAGUACAGCAAGGAGAUGGGAGCGACCCCGGAGGACACGCACCUGACCAUGAGCGAUGGCCUGAAGCGCUCGGAAACGCCGAUGCUGCUGUCGGUGGACGGGCCGCACUUCGGAGCGACGCCUUCUACGAACUCGACCAUAUCGAUGGACACCCAGGAGACGCACCCGAGCAUCGUGAUAGACAACGCGGUGCAAGACGAGCCCGUUGUGUCGUUUGACGUCCGCAAACUCUCGCCGAUGCUGCUGUCGGUGGACGGGCCACACUUCGGAGCGACGCCUUCUACGAACUCGACCAUAUCGAUGGACACCCAGGAGACGCACCCGAGCAUCGUGAUAGACAACGCGGUGCAAGACGAGCCCGUUGUGUCGUUUGACGUCCGCAAACUCUCGCCGAUGCUGCUGUCGGUGGAUGGGCCACACUUCGGAGCGACGCCUUCUACGAACUCGACCAUAUCGAUGGACACCCAGGAGACGCACCCGAGCAUCGUGAUAGACAACGCAGUGCAAGACGAGCCCGUUGUGUCGUUUGAUGUCCGCAGACUCUCGCUGUGAACAUAUAAACUUUCCGACUGCGCGGAAGCAGAAAGACUUUACCAAGACUUCAGAUUGUUACAGGUUUUCUUACCCGCUAAACUUUAUCACACACACACACACACACACGUUACAUAAGCAAAGCUGUGUGACUUUCAUUGGGGUUUUAUGUGAUAGACCAAUACAGCACAGUGUAAAGGUUUUAAGAAUCUUUUAAAUAAUCAUUUGGGAAUUGUUGGCUGCAUUUGCAUUUAGCCCCUCUGACUCAAUAUUUUAUAUAAAAUUCUUUUUCCUUUUCAUCAUAACUUGAGCUCAAUCAGAUAAUACGGAGAGUGUCUGUGAACAUCAACUUUCACGUCUUACCGCUGACUCUCAAUUGGAUUUAAGCUUAGACUUUGACUAGGUCGCUAUGGCACAUGAAUAUGCUUUGAUCCGAACCAUUCAGAUAUAGACCAGUCUGUAUGGUUUGGGUUGUUAUUUGUUGCCACAUGUAGCAUUUUUGUACGUGGUCCAAAAAUCCAGUUUGUGAAAUAAACUCUCCAGAGAGCACGACUAAUGCCAUCGUAUCAUCACUCUCACUUGACCUUUGAACCUCUCCUGGCUGCUUCUCUCCUUACUAGACCUAGUCCUGUUUAGGUGGACACCUCUAGGUAAUUUGUAGUAUAAUUUUGGUCUUACUGAUGGUAGUCUCUAGCUGAUUUUUUUUAUUAUUAUUAUUGGUAUCAGAAUAAAGGGGCUGAACAUAAAUGCAAAACCUUUUAUUUGCAAAAAUAAAUAAAAAAUCCUAAGUUUUUCCCUUAAUAGUUAUACUUUAUUUUGGUCUUCAUAUAAAAUCCAAUUAAGUCACAUACAAAUUUGUGUAAAAAUGUAAAAAUAUAUAUACAUAUAUAAGUCAAAGAAUGCUUCUGCUAGGCAGUAUGCAGAGUACAUGUGCUCGGGUAAGUGACAUUGAGAGAGCAGGUUGUGUGGUUUUGAUAUGUUUUUUUUUUUAAGAUAUCCUCUGAAAAAGCCUCCAUACUGGCACCGGUUCUGAUGCAACUAGCCUAAUAUGAAGCAGAUCUUUUUAAAACAGACGGCAAACUUUUAAUUGACACGGUGCUGGCUUGGAUUUAAUUUGCUUUAGUCGUGGUUAAACUAAUGGGUGCCUAUGUCUGAGGAGUGUUUCUGCUUCUGUAAUUCAGAGCCGGAGCAGCACUACAGCUACAAUCGUGCCUUGAUAUUUCAUACGUUUAUAUACCAACAGCCUGCUGCUGCGGAAGAUGUCCUAAUUAUGGUCUGCUUGACUGAUCCCUGCUGUCUCUCCUCAUAUCAAACCAACAAUUGUUACCUCAUUUGGUCCUCAGCUUGUGCCGUUUUUAAUUUCUUCUCUUAUGUUGCUUUUAAUCCGUUUUUAACGUACGUCUCUUGUCAAAAUGACGCGAUUAUCAGCAUCAAUCUACGUUGAUGACCUUUUCAUAUCCCCUCACUCGAUAUUAGGCUGGAAGAUAAUAAAUGCAAUCAGCAGAGAUGAAAUAGCAAAAGCAACAAGCCGCUCGAUGAUUGCAAAUGCGGCUCCUGCUCCUUUCUCUGAAUAUCAACCGAGUCGGGAGGUUGGUUUUGCCCUUGGCAUAAACAUGCUAUUGAAGUGGAGGGGUAUGUCUCUUUUUUUCUUCUUCUUCUUCUUCUUUUUCUUUCUUUAAAGCUCAGGGCUUCUUUAUGUCUAAAUAAUCUUUUGAAGGUUUUGGAAGCGGGUUUUUGCAGGUAUAUAUUUUUGAAUAUUAUUCAUUUAGCACAUCAUUCUCUGCUGCUCUGAACUCAUUCUGUAGCCGCAGUAUUUAUCUUCACAGUCGCUUUAAAGGUGUCUUUUUCAGAAUUUUCCAUGUCCUACGUUAUUUCUUUGUAAUGUAGAUCUGUGGGAGUUGGUCCAAAAAUGUGCCCUUAGACAUUUUUUUUUUUUGCUUUAAAGUGCAAAUAUGAAUUAAAUUAUUAAUGAGUUACAGAUAUAUAUAUAUAUAUAUAUUAUUUUCUGCAUGUGUGUUAAAACAUUUCAGCAAGUACUUUGAGACCAAAGAUUCCAGAUAAUCCGGUGUUUUAACCCUGCGAGAGAUCUACUUGAUUCUCUUGGAAAGAAAAGGCCAAAUACAUAGUGGCUUGAAGCCCUUCUUAAAAUGUCUUUAAUCAAGCAGAUAAACGGAUAAAAAAAAAAAAAAAAGUAAUAAAAACUUGCGUUUUUGCUAAACACGCCCAAAAUAAUUUAAAAAAAGAACAGCCAAUGAUUUGGUUUUAUUAGUGGUUUAAAAGUGUUGCGUUAACUGAUUGUAUUCAUUUAGUACAUGCAGUGAGACGAUGUUUAACGUUACACAUGCUUCAUUUCUGUUUGUAAUAAGAUGUUUUUUGGGGGGGUUUUUUAACUGAAAGGUUAUGUACUGGUGAGGCGCUCCAUACUGGAGUUCGUUACAUGGGAUGUUUAAUUGAGCUCAUCGUGUGUCUGUGGAUGUUCGUUUUUGACAGAGGCCGUUCUAUGAAGAGGUCAGUUUAUUUAGCAUAAUUUCUUUGCAGCUCUUGAUUCUGUAAUUUAUUAUUAUUAUUAUUUUUUUUUUUUUUUUUACAUUAGAAGCCACAAAUCACAUUGUAGCAUUUAACUUAGAAAGAGGUGAAACUGUGUGGAAAGUGCUGGGGGAGGGAAGCCUGGACUUUCCAGAUGUUCUUACUCAAUUUGUUGCUUUAUUUGUGUUUUGUUCCAAUAACUGGACCUUCCCUUGCUUCUGCUGUGUCGUAUAUCUGUCCAAUCCUGUGCUGCCAAUAAAUCAACUGUUUUCUGUUGUUUUUCUUUUUAUAU